Molecule: messenger RNA, 2885 nt
Organism: Tinamus guttatus (white-throated tinamou)
Lineage: Eukaryota; Metazoa; Chordata; Aves; Tinamiformes; Tinamidae
Source: RefSeq, a predicted model, not a curated record
CAGGCAACCGCAAUGUCGGUGGACUGUCUGGGACAGCGCGCAGUGCUUUCGGGCCGCCGCUUCCUCUACAUCGUUAACCUGGAUGCGCCAAACGAGGGUCAUCGGAAGAUCUCCCGCCAGAGCAAGUGGGACAUCGGCGCGGUGCAGUGGAAUCCGCACGACAGCUACGCGUUUUACUUCGCCGCCUCUAGCAAUCAGCGAGUUGACCUGUAUAAGUGGAAAGAAGGUAACGGGGAAGUUUGCACAUCACUGCAAGGACACACACGUGUGAUCAGUGACCUGGACUGGGCGGUGUUCGAACCAGACCUGCUGGUCACCAGUUCUGUUGACACAUACAUCUACAUUUGGGAUAUCAAAGACACCCGGAAGCCUACAGUCUCGCUCUCUGCAGUUGCUGGAGCUUCCCAGGUCAAAUGGAACAAGAAAAACGCCAACUGCUUAGCGACCAGCCAUGAUGGGGAUGUCCGAAUAUGGGACAAGAGGAAACCCAGCACAGCAGUGGAAUACUUGGCAGCUCAUCUCUCUAAAAUCCAUGGAUUGGAUUGGCAUCCCGACAAUGAAUAUAUGCUGGCCACCUCCAGCCAGGACAACUCUGUCAGGUUCUGGGAUUACCGUCAACCUCGGAAAUACCUCAAUAUCCUGCCCUGCCAGGUUCCAGUCUGGAAGGCGAGAUACACGCCUUUCAGCAACGGGCUGGUGACAGUGAUGGUCCCGCAGCUCCGCAGGGAGAACAGUCUCCUUCUCUGGAACGUCUUUGAUUUGAACACGCCCGUCCACACGUUUGUGGGGCACGAUGACGUGGUGCUGGAGUUCCAGUGGAGGAAGCAGAAGGAAGGUUCUAAAGACUACCAGCUGGUUACGUGGUCCCGUGAUCAGACCCUGCGCAUGUGGCGGAUUGAUUCUCAGCUGCAGAGGCUGUGUGCUAAUGAUAUCCUGGACGGAGUCGAGGAGCUCAUCGAUGGGAUUUCUCUUCUGCCAGAGCCAGACAAGAGCCUUCACCCCCAGGACUCAGAGCCCCAGCAUAACCCUGGGCACGCGGAUGAAGAAGCCUUAAAGGAAGAUUUCCUGAAUGAUCUCCUAGUGGGAAAGAAAACAGACCAACUGGGGCUGCCUCAAACACUGCAGCAGGAGUUUUCACUGAUCAACGUGCAGAUCCGAAACGUCAAUGUAGAGAUGGAUGCAGUGAAUCGUAGCUGCACGGUGUCGGUGCACUGCGGCAAUCACAGGGUGCGGAUGCUGGUGAUGUUCCCUGUGCAGUAUCCCAACAACGCUGCACCGUCCUUCCAGUUCAUCAACCCGACCUCCAUCACUGCUUCGAUGAAGGCAAAGCUGCUGAAGAUCCUGAAAGACACUUCUCUGCAGAAAGUGAAGCGGAAUCAGAGCUGCCUGGAACCCUGUCUCCGUCAGCUGGUCUCCUGGCUGGAGUCUGUUGUGAACCAAGAGGACAGUACGUCCAGCAAUCCCUACGCUUUGUCGAACUCCGUAACGCCCCCCUUGCCCACCUUUGCACGGGUCUCCAAUGCCUAUGGAUCCUACCAGGACUCUAACAUCCCAUUUCCACGGACCUCUGGAGCCAGGUUCUGUGGUGCAGGGUACCUGGUGUAUUUCACAAGACCCAUGACCAUGCACCGGGCUGUGUCUCCAACGGAGCCCACGCCCAGGUCCCUGUCAGCUUUAUCAGCGUACCAUAGUGGCCUCAUUACUCCAAUGAAGAUCCGUACGGAGACUCCAGGCAAUCUGCGUUUGUACAGUGGCAGUCCCACACGUAGCGAGAAGGAGCAGGUCUCCAUUAGCUCCUUCUACUACAAAGAGAGGAAAUCAAGGAGAUGGAAAAGCAAACGGGAAGGGACAGAUGCCAACAACCGACCCAUCAAAGCUGCUGGGAAAGUUAUUAUCCAGGAUAUUUCCUGCUUGCUGCCAGUGCACAAGUUGCUAGGAGAGCUCUACAUACUGAAUGUGAAUAACAUCCAGGAGACUUGCCAGAAGAAUGCGGCCUCAGCCCUGGCAGUCGGACGGAGGGACCUCGUACAGGUUUGGUCACUAGCCAUGGUAGCAACUGAUCUCUGUCUUGGACCGAAGUCUGACCCAGAUUUGGAGAUACCAUGGGCACAACAUCCAUUUGGACGUCAAUUACUGGAAUCCUUGCUGGCCCAUUACUCACAGCUCCAUGAUGUGCAGACCCUUGCUAUGCUCUGCAGUGUGUUUGAAGCCCAAUCCAGGCUACAAGGAUGCCCAAACUCCUAUGGCCCCUUCCCUCAGCGUGCCUCCAACCUGGCCUCCCACAGCCGCUAUCCCAGCUUUACUUCCUCUGGCUCCUGUUCCAGCAUGUCAGAUCCUGGACUUGGCACUGGAGGCUGGAGCAUAGCAAACAAAGACAUGGAGCAGGCCUCCACUCUGUGGUGCGAGUCUUCUCCAGACGACUUCCGCUAUGGAAAUCUGCUGUAUCCUGAUCAUCGGGAGCGUGAGAAGGAUCAACAUGAGAAAAACAAAAGGCUCCUGGACCCUGCCAACACUCAGCAGUUUGAUGACUUCAAGAAGUGCUAUGGAGAAAUCCUUUAUCGCUGGGGCCUGCGGGAGAAGCGAGCCGAGGUUCUCAAGUUUGUCUCUUCUCCUCCUGAUCCCCACAAAGGAAUCGAGUUCGGGGUGUACUGCAGCCACUGCCGCAGCGAGGUGCGGGGCACCCAGUGCGCCGUCUGCAAGGGCUUCACCUUCCAGUGCGCCAUCUGCCACGUGGCCGUGCGCGGCUCCUCCAACUUCUGCCUGACGUGCGGCCACGGCGGGCACACCAGCCACAUGAUGGAGUGGUUCCGCACGCAGGAGGUGUGCCCCACGGGCUGCGGGUGCCACUGCCUGCUCGAGAGCACCUUCUGAGCACCCUGGCACAG